This is a messenger RNA of Musca vetustissima, 828 nucleotides long. Its product is annotated as pickpocket protein 28-like. Gene Ontology annotation, biological process: sodium ion transmembrane transport. Lineage: Eukaryota; Metazoa; Arthropoda; Insecta; Diptera; Muscidae. Gene Ontology annotation, molecular function: ligand-gated sodium channel activity. Bases 1 to 828 code for a protein of 275 amino acids. The record is from RefSeq and is a predicted model, not a curated record. The transcript is spliced from 6 exons. Gene Ontology annotation, cellular component: membrane.
AUGAAAUCUCCCCACAAAUCGGAAAAAGUGAAUAAAAAUGUAAAAGAAAAUAUUGAACGAUUACCAUUGCAAAUGUAUUUGAGAAUUAAUUUAAAACGUUUUCUAUUGGAGACAGCAUUAAAUGGUUUGAAAUAUGUUGCCGAUUCGGAACGUAGUAUUUGGGAAAGGCUGUAUUAUUUGAUUUCAUUUCUGAUUUGUUUCAUUUGUGGCCUUUACAUGGCAAUUUAUUUUCUCAAUAAAUGGCAAAAUACGCCCGUUAUCAUCAGUUUAAGUUCCCAACCAACACCAAUUGAAAAUUUACCCUUUCCAUCGGUGACAAUUUGUAAUAUGAAUAGCUUGAAACGUAGUAAAGUUGAAAAUAUUGAAGUAGAUUCACCCGAGUAUGCCUAUAGACAAAAAAUAUGCUCUCAAAAAUAUGAUUAUACAAGGUUCCAAAAUUUCACGCCACGUUCUGAAAAGGAUACUAUGACUUAUUUUCAUAUCGAUAACGCCCAAUCAUGUGCGGAAAUGAUAGUUUAUUGUAAAUUCGGCGAUGUUGAAGAAAACUGCACUGAUUUGUUCCGUGAAGUUCAAUUGGAUGAAGGCCUGUGCUGUAUCUUCAACCAAUUGCAUCCAUUUUUCUUAGUUAAAGGAAAUCAAAUGAUAUCGGGUCGCAAUUUCAAAGUGAAUCGUAAUGAAAGAAAAAAUAUUGAAAAAUUACCAAUACACACGUAUGUGAGAAUUAAUUUAAAACGAUUUCUAUUGGAGACAGCAUUGAAUGGUUUGAAAUAUGUUGCCGAUUCGGAACGUAGUAUUUGGGAGAGAAUGCCCAAUCAUGUGAAGAAAUGA